Hordeum vulgare subsp. vulgare (domesticated barley) is the source of this 507-nucleotide messenger RNA. Its product is annotated as katanin p60 ATPase-containing subunit A1-like. Gene Ontology annotation, cellular component: mitochondrial outer membrane. NCBI's taxonomy places the organism in Eukaryota, Viridiplantae, Streptophyta, Magnoliopsida, Poales, Poaceae. The transcript has 3 exons. The record is from RefSeq and is a predicted model, not a curated record. Bases 1 to 507 code for a protein of 168 amino acids.
AUGACCCACAGGAUAUACGUCGACCUUCCAGAUGCGCAGAAUAGGAUGAAAAUUCUCAAGAUUUUACUUGCCAAAGAAAACCUAGAAUCUGAAUUUGGAUUCGACGAAAUAGCCAAUUCAACAGAAGGUUACUCUGGGAGUGAUUUGAAGGUAUCAUGCUCAAGUCAUCCACAGAUGUUAUAUUCUUCUUCCUUGCGUGCCAGAUUAUCUGUUGUCCACCUAUUUCACCUAUUUGUAACUUGCUUGGCACAUUUUCUGCAGAACCUAUGUGUAGCUGCAGCGUACAGGCCAGUUCAUGAACUGCUAGAAGAAGAAAAGAAGGGGUCUGCGGGCAGUACGAAAAUUUAUUUAAGGUCCUUAAAGCUGGAUGACUUUGUCCAAGCGAAAGCCAAGGUGAGCCCGUCCGUUGCUUUCGACGCCACGAGCAUGAACGAGCUAAGAAAAUGGAACGAACAGUACGGCAAAGGCAGCAUCAGGAGCAAGUCGUCGUUCGGGUUCGGCACCUAA